CCGCCCUGUUGUUUUGAUGAAUAAUACUUGGUGGGGCGAGGGGGUAAGAGUAGGGUUGGAGGGGUAGGAGGAUUUACGCUUACAGCGAGAGCUUCGCCAGUCCCAUCCCUCCCCUCCCCCCUUCCAGGGUUCUUGCGUGGAGGCGGGGCGAGCCUGGCCUGCUUUUAGAGGGGAGGGGCUUCCCGGUACGGUGCUGGGCUCUGCCUGGGCUGCUGUAGGGUCGCCGCGCCUCGGGGGGCACCCAGUGUGCAGUGGAGCCGUUCCCGCCAGGGGCCAGGGGUGGGACCCGGAGCAGGGUCUGCGGGAGAAAAACGCAGCUGCCGCGUCACCGCCACGAAGACACGGCGCGCAGCGGGCACGAGCCGAGCUGGAGACCGCGCCGCCCGCUCUGGGUAACCUGGGAAGCUGAGGGGAGUCAGUGGCGCCUGGAGAGGACCCCGUAGCAGUGGCGGUGGCCAGAGGCGGCAGCUCUGGGCGCUUGCAGCUGGAGGAGGCUGGGGCGGUCCGAGCGACCGAAGCCAAGGCGAUUCAGUGCCUCGUGUUCUUAGUUUUUAACCUCUGACUAUGCAAUUCUGAAACCUCCCCCACUGGGGGACCAGACAGCCCGAUAGAUACCUUCCACUCUCCUUUGCUCCCGCCCUGGUCUCAAGAACUGAAGGAUCUCUCUAACGCCUUUCACCAUUAAGAGGAAAGCGAUGGAGGAGCUGAGCGCUGACGAGAUUCGACGGAGGCGGCUGGCACGACUUGCUGGUGGACAGACCUCCCAGCCGACCACCCCACUUACAUCUCCCCAGAGAGAGAACCCUCCGGGACCUCCAAUAGCUGCAUCAGUCCCAGGCCCCUCCCAGAGUCUUGGUCUCAAUGUCCACAACAUGACCCCAGCUACCUCCCCCAUAGGUGCAGCAGGAGUUGCCCAUCGGAGCCAGAGCAGCGAGGGUGUCAGUUCUCUGAGCAGCUCCCCUUCCAACAGCCUUGAGACGCAGUCUCAAUCCCUGUCACGCUCCCAGAGCAUGGACAUCGAUGGUGUCUCCUGUGAGAAAAGCAUGUCCCAGGUGGAUGUGGAUUCAGGAAUUGAGAAUAUGGAGGUGGACGAGAACGACCGAAGAGAAAAACGGAGCCUGAGUGACAAGGAGCCUUCUUCAGGUCCUGAGGUGUCUGAAGAGCAGGCCUUACAGCUGGUCUGUAAGAUCUUCCGUGUCUCCUGGAAGGACCGCGACAGAGAUGUCAUCUUUCUUUCUUCUCUCUCUGCGCAGUUUAAACAGAACCCAAAAGAAGUGUUCUCUGACUUUAAGGAUCUGAUUGGGCAGAUUUUAAUGGAAGUGCUGAUGAUGUCCACCCAGACACGAGAUGAAAACCCAUUUGCCAGUCUGACAGCCACAUCCCAGCCCAUUGCCACGGCAGCUCGGUCACCAGACAGAAAUCUCGUGCUGAACACUGGCUCCAGUUCAGGAACAAGCCCCAUGUUCUGCAACUUGGGUUCCUUCAGCGCUAGCUCCUUGUCUAGCCUCUAUGAAACGAGUCCUGCCCCCUCUGCCAGUUUAUGGAGCUUUGUGCCAGUGCUCAGCCCAUCCUUUGCCUCACCUUCCCACGCAGUCCCGCAAAGGGCUGUGCCUUCCCAGUCUCUCAGCCCCCACAGUGUAGCCCCGCAAACUUCUGGAAUUGCUGCCGGAAGCCAGCCCUCAUCUCCGAGGUAUCGGCCCUACACAGUCACGCACCCGUGGGGGUCUUCACCUUGCCCCACCCCACGAUCCUCCAUUCUGGCUAACUCCCCAGGCUUCCCUGCAAGUAGUCCCCGGGCAGUACCUGCCAGCUCCUCCAGACAGAGGCCUCGCAGCAGGGUCUCUGCCUUCCCUCCUGCCUCGCCCAGUGCUGCCAGCAGACGUCCCACCUCCCUGCGGAUCUCUCCUAGUAUGUACGACAAUCCUUUCUCCUUCCUCUUCCUCGCACUUUCUGGGGACAGUAGUGAUGAAGAAGAAGAAGAGGAGGAUGAGGAGGAUGAGGAUGAAGGUGGUGGUGAUGAGGAUGAUGAUUUUUCUUGUGUCCAGUUUGGGUCCAGUUUGGGAGCCUCUGGUGGAGCAAGUAACUGGGAUUCGUACAGUGACCAUUUCACCAUUGAAACCUGCAAAGAGACAGACAUGCUGAACUACCUCAUUGAGUGCUUUGACCGAGUUGGAAUAGAGGAAAAAAAAGCACCAAAGAUGUGCAGCCAGCCAGCAGUCAGCCAGCUUCUGAGUAACAUCCGCUCGCAGUGCAUCUCCCACACCGCGCUAGUACUACAAGGGUCCCUUACACAGCCCAGGUCCUUGCAACAGCCAUCCUUCCUUGUGCCGUACAUGCUCUGCAGGAAUCUCCCAUACGGCUUCAUUCAAGAGCUGGUGAGGACCACUCACCAGGAUGAAGAGGUGUUCAAGCAGAUCUUUAUCCCCAUUUUACAAGGCCUGGCGCUUGCUGCCAAAGAGUGCUCCUUGGAUAGCGACUACUUUAAGUACCCCCUCAUGGCACUGGGUGAACUCUGUGAAACCAAGUUUGGGAAGACACACCCUAUGUGCAAUUUGGUUGCCUCUUUACCCCUGUGGUUGCCGAAAUCCUUAAGCCCUGGUUCUGGGCGGGAGCUGCAGAGACUUUCCUACCUAGGGGCCUUUUUCAGCUUCUCAGUCUUCGCGGAGGAUGAUGCAAAGGUGGUUGAGAAAUACUUCUCAGGGCCUGCCAUUACCCUGGAGAACACCCGCGUGGUCAGCCAGUCACUACAGCAUUACCUGGAGCUGGGACGGCAAGAACUUUUCAAGAUUCUACAUAGUAUUUUGUUAAACGGCGAAACCCGUGAAGCGGCUCUCAGUUACAUGGCGGCCAUUGUCAAUGCCAAUAUGAAGAAAGCCCAGAUGCAGGCAGAUGAUCGGUUGGUGUCUACAGAUGGAUUUAUGCUGAAUCUCCUUUGGGUCCUGCAGCAGCUAAGUACAAAAAUCAAGUUAGAAACAGUCGACCCCACUUACAUAUUCCACCCGAGAUGUCGGAUCACUCUCCCGAACGAUGAGACACGGAUAAAUGCAACGAUGGAGGAUGUGAAUACGUGGCUGACAGAGCUCUAUGGCGAUCAGCCUCCGUUUUCUGAGCCAAAAUUCCCUACUGAAUGUUUCUUUCUCACCCUGCACGCUCACCACCUCUCUAUUCUGCCUAGUUGUCGUCGCUACAUUCGCCGACUCCGAGCCAUUCGUGAGCUCAAUAGAACCGUGGAAGAUUUGAAAAAUAAUGAAAGCCAGUGGAAAGAUUCCCCACUGGCCACCAGACACCGCGAGAUGUUGAAGCGCUGUAAAACCCAGCUGAAGAAACUGGUACGGUGCAAGGCCUGUGCUGACGCUGGCUUACUUGACGAGAGCUUCCUAAGAAGAUGUCUGAAUUUUUAUGGCCUUCUCAUUCAGCUGAUGCUGCGCAUCCUGGACCCUGCAUAUCCUGACGUAACACUGCCUUUAAAUUCAGAAGUCCCCAAGGUAUUUGCAGCAUUGCCUGAGUUUUAUGUAGAAGACGUUGCUGAAUUUUUAUUUUUUAUUGUUCAAUACUCUCCUCAGGUGCUGUACGAGCCCUGCACUCAGGACAUUGUCAUGUUCCUCGUGGUCAUGCUGUGCAACCAGAACUACAUCCGGAACCCUUACCUAGUGGCCAAGCUGGUGGAGGUCAUGUUUAUGACCAACCCCUCUGUUCAGCCGAGAACUCAGAAGUUUUUUGAGAUGAUUGAGAACCAUCCUCUCUCUACCAAAUUGCUGGUACCUUCCCUUAUGAAGUUCUAUACAGAUGUGGAGCACACUGGAGCCACCAGCGAGUUCUAUGACAAGUUCACAAUCCGCUAUCACAUUAGCACUAUUUUUAAAAGCCUUUGGCAGAACAUAGCUCACCACGGCACCUUCAUGGAGGAGUUCAAUUCUGGAAAGCAGUUCGUUCGGUAUAUCAAUAUGCUGAUAAAUGACACGACCUUUUUACUGGACGAAAGUUUGGAGUCUCUGAAGCGGAUCCAUGAAGUGCAAGAAGAGAUGAAGAACAAAGAGCAGUGGGACCAGCUGCCUCGGGAUCAGCAGCAGGCCCGGCAGUCUCAGCUUGCCCAGGAUGAGCGUGUUUCCCGUUCUUAUCUUGCCCUGGCGACUGAAACCGUGGACAUGUUCCAUCUCCUCACCAAGCAAGUCCAGAAGCCAUUCCUGAGGCCAGAACUUGGUCCCCGAUUAGCAGCCAUGCUGAACUUUAACCUACAGCAGCUCUGCGGACCCAAGUGCCGGGACCUGAAGGUUGAAAACCCGGAGAAGUAUGGCUUUGAGCCAAAGAAGCUGUUGGACCAGCUGACGGAUAUUUACUUACAGCUGGACUGUGCUCGCUUUGCUAAAGCCAUCGCUGAUGACCAGCGAUCCUACAGCAAGGAACUGUUUGAAGAAGUCAUUUCAAAGAUGCGGAAGGCAGGAAUCAAAUCCACCAUCGCAAUAGAAAAGUUUAAGCUUCUUGCAGAGAAAGUGGAGGAAAUCGUGGCAAAGAAUGCGCGGGCAGAAAUAGACUACAGCGAUGCCCCAGACGAGUUCAGAGACCCUCUGAUGGACACCCUGAUGACCGAUCCCGUGAGACUGCCCUCUGGUACCAUCAUGGACCGCUCUAUCAUCCUGCGGCAUCUGCUCAACUCCCCCACUGACCCCUUCAACCGCCAGAUGCUGACUGAGAGCAUGCUGGAACCAGUGCCAGAGCUGAAGGAGCAGAUUCAGGCAUGGAUGAGAGAGAAGCAGAGCAGUGACCACUAAGGCCCCAUCGUGCUCCUCAGCUGGAAGCCGCCAUGCCAGCCAGCCAGGCCAAAGCAGCAUCCGCCUGGAAGCGGCUGCUCCAACCUGUAACCAUGUGUGGCCAGAUCCUGAGAGCCACCCCGCGUGACCAAACAGUGGAGAUCUGAGGGACAAGACGAGAAGAGGAUUCCUGUACAUAUAUUUAAGUGACAACAGUCAGAGUGUGAGGGACGAGUUUUACCAUGGCUUGUGUAGUAAAGCGCGCCCUUCGCCUGUCGCCACCUGGGGCUGUGGCAAGCGGAAGUGUUUAGUGACGAGUGGGUCUGGGCAGCUUCCCCCUGAGCUUACGUUUUGUUUUGUUUUUCGAUGUGUCUAGAGAACUCGGACAUUUUGCUGCUAAAGAACCUCCCCUCCCCCCCCUACUUGCACUGCUGUGGGUUUUUUAAAGAAACAGAACCAGACUCCUUUCCCGGCCCUCUAAACAUGUAUUCUGUGAGAUAACUGUGCCUGCAACAAAGUGUUAAUCUUGGGAUCGUAUUUUUAUAUCACAUUCACAUACUUGUUUUUUUAAUUGGUGUUAGAUGACAUGAUUAAUAAAAAAGGCAAGAUAUUUUCAGAAUUUGAAUUUCAGUUUUUUUUUCUUUUAAAAUAUCCCUUUUAAAUUUUUUUAUUAUAAACAAAAUGAAGAGAACCCUGUGGGCCUAGUCCUUCUACCAACCCUCAGUUAAGAUCCUGAGGAACAGGUGCGGCAGCAGGCUGGCUGGAGUGGAUCAGGACUCUUGUGACUUGUGGGGUUUGGGGGAGGCGAGGGUUGUGUUUUGUUUUUUGUUGUUGUUGUUUUGUUUUUUUAAUCCUAUGUGACAAUUCCAAUCCUAUGCCGUUAUCCUCUGAGGAUAAGUAAGCUCCUCCGCCCUGGGUUCUUUUGUGUGCUGUGUCCUUUUGGGGUUUGGCUUUACCAAAGAAAAAAAAAAAAAAAAAAAAAAAAAAAAAAAAAAUAUGGGUGCAAGAAAUGUGGAAAUCUGUCUGCUUGUUUACAUGCCCGGACAAAUACCACCACAUAGGCGCACGUGAGCAGAAGCCCUCUCUGUAUUACCGCUCCCUCCGCAACAUACUUGAAUUCUUGAAUUUCCUUUGGGGUGAAAAAGGAUUUGAAACCAUAAAGUGUUUUAAAGAAAUCUUCGGAAACAUCCUUUCUCCUCUUUUCCUUUCUCCUCUUCUCCACAGUCUGUGCUCUGUUCAGUUCCCAACACAAACGACAAUAAAUGGUGAUGCCCAUUCGGAAGGAA
Molecule: messenger RNA, 6034 nt
Organism: Arvicanthis niloticus (Nile rat)
Lineage: Eukaryota; Metazoa; Chordata; Mammalia; Rodentia; Muridae
Source: RefSeq, a predicted model, not a curated record